UUGGAACAACGAGAUACCUCAUUUCCAAACCCGACUUGAGAAUCUCCUCUCGACACCAAAUACCGCCAAAAUGGUCCGCACUUCCGUUCUCCACGACGCCCUCAACUCCAUCAACAAUGCCGAGAAGGCCGGCAAGCGUCAGGUCCUGAUCCGACCUAGCUCCAAGGUCAUUGUCAAGUUCCUGCAGGUCAUGCAGCGCCACGGCUACAUUGGCGAGUUCGAGGAGGUCGACGACCACCGCUCUGGCAAGAUUGUCGUCCAGCUUAACGGCCGUCUCAACAAGACUGGUGUCAUCUCCCCCCGCUACAACGUCCGCCUGGCCGAUCUCGAGAAGUGGGUCGUCAAGCUGCUGCCUGCCCGUCAGUUCGGCUAUGUCAUCCUCACCACCUCUGCUGGUAUCAUGGACCACGAGGAGGCCCGACGAAAGCACGUUGCCGGCAAGAUCAUUGGCUUCUUCUACUAGACAAACAAAAACCAAAAUUUGGCGGUAGAGAGGAAUCAAUAAACAAAAAAGACGGGUUUGGGCAUUCUCGGCGUUCCAAUGGUGAUCGCGGUGACAGUGAUCAGCAUCUUCUGAUUUAUACUGGGGUUUUCCACCUUUGAGCUUAGCGUACACUGGCAAUAUACCACAGAUGAGAAAGCCCAAAAUUACGUUUCCGUUUCAAC
Trichoderma reesei QM6a is the source of this 666-nucleotide messenger RNA. It is a transcript of the gene rps22, whose product is annotated as ribosomal protein S22, S8 family. Gene Ontology annotation, cellular component: ribosome; cytosolic small ribosomal subunit. The record is from RefSeq and is a predicted model, not a curated record. Gene Ontology annotation, biological process: translation. NCBI's taxonomy places the organism in Eukaryota, Fungi, Ascomycota, Sordariomycetes, Hypocreales, Hypocreaceae. The coding region runs from base 71 to 463 and encodes 130 amino acids. The transcript is spliced from 4 exons. Gene Ontology annotation, molecular function: structural constituent of ribosome.